CUGGAUUCCUCCUAGCCUUGGCCACUUGGCUUCCGGAGAGCUCGUCAGAAAGCGCAGAGGCAGAUGCAGAAAGUCAGUUUCCCCGGGACCCCAAGGAGGACGCCGGCCACCUGGAAACGUCGGGGACCUGGAGGGGCGGGGCUGAGCGAGCUCCGGGGCUGGCCCGCCUCUCUGAGGCUUCGCUGAAAGACUGCAGGGCAAAGGGGGAGGGUCUCGAACACUGUCCUGCUCCUCUGAGAGAGGGACCCUGCCGGGUGGAAAUCCGGCAUCAGCGAGCCGCAGAAACCCGCGGCAAACACCAUGGAACGAGCGGGCCCCAGCUCCGUGCAGUCGCAGCAGCAGCGGGACCAGGACUGGGUGGAAGCGUGGCUGGAUGAUCACCGGGACUUUACCUUCUCUUACUUUGUUAGAAAGGCCACCAGAGACAUGGUCAAUGCAUGGUUUUCAGAGAGAGUUCACAACAUUCCUGUGUGCAAGGAAGGCAUCCGGGCCCACACCGAGUCCUGCUCUUGCUCUCUGCCUCAAAGUCCUCAUGCAGAUAAUACCACCCCUGGAGCACCAGCCAGAAAAAUCUCUGCCUCUGAAUUUGACCGACCUCUUAGACCCAUUGUUGUCAAGGAUUCUGAGGGAACCGUGAGCUUUCUCUCUGACUCAGGAAAAAAGGAACAGAUGCCACUAACCUCUCCAAGAUUUGAUAGUGAUGAAGGGGACCAGUGCUCAAGACUCUUGGAACUAGUAAAAGAUAUUUCCAGUCAUUUGGAUGUCACAGCCUUGUGUCACAAAAUUUUCUUGCAUAUCCAUGGACUUAUCUCUGCUGAUCGCUAUUCCCUGUUCCUUGUCUGUGAGGACAGCUCUAAAGACAAAUUUCUCGUCAGUCGCCUCUUUGAUGUUGCUGAAGGUUCAACACUGGAGGAAGCUUCAAAUAACUGUAUCCGUUUAGAAUGGAACAAAGGCAUUGUGGGACAUGUGGCAGCUUUUGGAGAGCCCUUGAACAUCAAAGAUGCCUAUGAGGAUCCCCGGUUCAAUGCAGAAGUUGACCAAAUUACAGGCUACAAGACACAAAGUAUCCUUUGUAUGCCAAUUAAGAACCACAGGGAAGAGGUCGUUGGUGUAGCUCAGGCCAUCAACAAGAAAUCAGGAAACGGUGGGACAUUCACUGAAAAAGAUGAAAAGGACUUUGCUGCCUAUCUGGCAUUUUGUGGCAUUGUUCUUCACAACGCCCAGCUCUAUGAAACGUCACUGCUGGAGAACAAAAGAAAUCAGGUAUUACUUGACCUUGCUAGCUUAAUUUUCGAGGAGCAGCAGUCAUUGGAAGUAAUUCUGAAGAAAAUAGCCGCCACUAUUAUCUCCUUCAUGCAGGUGCAGAAGUGCACCAUCUUCAUCGUGGAUGAAGACUGCCCUGACUCGUUCUCUCGUGUGUUUCAAAUGGAGUGGGAGGAAGUAGGGAAAUCCUCCGAGCCUUUGACAAGGGAGCACGAUGCAAACAAAAUCAAUUACAUGUAUGCUCAGUAUGUCAAAAACACGAUGGAGCCACUUAAUAUCCCAGAUGUCACCAAGGACAACAGAUUUCCCUGGACAAAUGAAAACAUGGGCCAUAUAAGCACGCACUGCAUCGGAAGUUUGCUUUGCACGCCUAUAAAAAAUGGGAAGAAGAACAAAGUCAUAGGGGUUUGCCAACUUGUUAAUAAGAUGGAGGAGAAGACUGGCAAGAUUAAGGCUUUCAACCAAAACGAUGAACAAUUCCUGGAGGCUUUUGUCAUCUUCUGUGGCUUGGGGAUCCAGAACACACAGAUGUACGAAGCGGUGGAGAGAGCCAUGGCCAAGCAGAUGGUGACGUUAGAGGUCCUGUCUUAUCACGCAUCAGCGGCGGAGGAAGAAACAAGGGAGCUCCAGGCUCUAGCGGCUGCUGUGGUACCGUCUGCCCAAACCCUUAAAAUUACCGACUUCAGCUUCAGUGACUUCGAGCUGUCUGAUCUGGAAACAGCGCUGUGUACAAUUCGGAUGUUCACUGACCUCAACCUUGUGCAGAACUUCCAGAUGAAACACGAGGUUCUUUGCCGAUGGAUUUUGAGUGUCAAGAAGAAUUAUCGGAAGAACGUUGCCUACCACAAUUGGAGGCACGCCUUUAACACGGCACAGUGCAUGUUUGCUGCUCUGAAAGCAGGCAAGAUUCAGAACAAGUUGACGGAUCUGGAGACGCUUGCAUUGCUGAUUGCCGCUUUAAGCCAUGAUUUGGACCAUCGUGGUGUGAACAACUCAUACAUACAGCGGAGCGAGCACCCCCUGGCCCAGCUGUACUGCCACUCCACCAUGGAGCACCACCACUUCGACCAGUGCUUGAUGGUUCUAAACAGCCCAGGCAACCAGAUCCUCAGUGGCCUCUCCAUUGAAGAAUAUAAGACCACAUUGAAAAUAAUCAAGCAAGCAAUUUUAGCCACUGACCUAGCACUGUACAUUAAGAGACGAGGAGAAUUUUUUGAACUUAUAAGAAAAAAUGAAUUCAGUUUUGAAGAUCCUCUUCAAAAGGAGUUGUUUCUGGCAAUGCUGAUGACUGCCUGUGAUCUCUCCGCCAUUACUAAGCCCUGGCCUAUUCAACAACGGAUAGCAGAACUCGUGGCAGCCGAAUUCUUUGAUCAAGGAGACAGAGAGAGAAAAGAACUUAACAUGGAGCCCGCUGAUCUAAUGAACAGGGAGAAGAAAAAUAAAAUCCCAAGUAUGCAAGUUGGGUUCAUAGACGCCAUCUGCUUGCAGCUGUAUGAGGCCCUGACCCACGUCUCAGAAGACUGUUUGCCCCUGCUGGAUGGCUGCAGGAAGAACAGGCAGAAAUGGCAAGCCCUCGCAGACCAGCAGGAGAAGACGCUCCUUAAUGGGGAGAGCGGCCAGGCCAAGCGGGACUGACCUUCUCCCCCUCCUCCCCUCCCCCACCCCCACCGGGUGUUCGAACUGCCCUAGGCCUGGUUUCGCCAUACACUAUGCAGACUCGAGUGCACUUUGCCACUGCUGUAUUUUAUUUUUGCACAACUUCUGAGAGCAUGAGGUGUUUCAGAGAUUGCUACCUACUUUCCGUGCUUUUGUUUUAUGCCACUGAAGUGGAGCCGUCAGUCAUGCCCACUCUAACACUUUGAUAAGAGUGGUGUAAACUGCAUUCCCACACGCAGCUUGGUUAUGCUUGGGGAGUAUGAAUAACCGGCCUUUGUGUUUCUGAGUCACCAGUCUUUCAAACACGUUAGGAAUCGUUCUCGGAAGUGGGUUAGGGGCGAACUGAAUGUGUCCUGGGACAUUUAAAGCCAUCCUGAAAUUAACGCUGAGUGGAUGUUAGGGAGAAAUGAAUGUGUUUUAACUUGUCGGAAGUGUCUCGACCAAGUUAAAGACUUGUGAAGCAAGAAAACGUGGUACCUAAUUGCUCUGCUCUCUCUGGGAUGGAGAGAACUAGCAGUGCAUCCCAUCUGUGGCCGAACAAACUUAAGCGACAGCCCAUCCACGCAGUCUCCCUUCAGCAUGCAGAACGCCCGGGCCAGAUGAUUCCUCCCCCCACUGACUGUCCUAAGAGAGAGUGCCUGUCAGACAUGGGAGGGCCCUGGAUAGCCCUCAGCCAAGAGAAAUGUUUUACUUGAAGGUCUUUCUGACAAUCCACUUUUUUAAACGCUGAAAACUUUUUAAACUCUCCUUUUUGAAUUUUUCUUUUACUUCUCAUCUCCUUAAUUCAACAGUUUUAAGUUUCAACAGAGAAGUGGUCACAGGAGUGCCUGCCUGAAGGUAGAUAGGAUGGCACAUAUGUGAGUGCAAGUAUGGUCUCUAUUCCUUCUGUCACCUGAAAUUGACAGGAAAAAAUGAAUAAUUCUAUGAGUAGGGGAGGUCUGUUUCCAAUUGGCAGGCCAGACAAUGAAUUCAAAGGAGCAGUGUGUGAAAAAGUCUUCCUGCCCAAACAAAACAACGUUUAGUACUGGGGGAAUAGAAAAUGGAUCGAACCAAGCGACUGCAGUGGGGGAAGAGUAUCUGCUCCACGUGUGCAGGAUGGUUUGGGUCUGGGCAGAAUUAGAAGGGUAUGAUUUCUUAAUUCCCACCCUCUCCCCCAGUUCUCCCAAUGAGGGUGAAGUACUUGGUCUGGGUUUCUAGCAUUAAUUUGCCUUAAAAUGGUUUCUUUCCCCUUUCCUCUCUGUUUAAAACUCACCAUGGUCAUUUUAAUCCUGUGUAUGUAUAUUUUAUUGGGGUUUUGUUCUUCCUCGGAUAUGGAAGGGCAAGGCUGGUAUUGCUUUGUGCUGGUCAAGGCUAGUCCAGGGAAUUGUCACCCACUGCUAAAUGUAUUCUUGUUGUAAUACGUGUAUUUUAUUUUCAGAAUUUUAUUUUAUUUUUAUUCCAUGUCGUGUAGAUGAAACCUGUAAGGUUGCUGUAAUGCACUGGUGUGUAAAUGAUUAGACUUUCACUAAUACUAAUCAUAUCAGCAUUGAAUACGCCUACGCAGAGUGUGGACGUGCUGCCUAGAGGAUGCCCACAAGCCUGGCGUUGUACCCCACACACUGAGACUGAGCAGCUCUGCUGAAAUACCGCCAUAGACAUGUGUAGCUUCUCCACACUCCUCUGACUUGAGCCACUGAGAGUAUUUUUAAAGAUGACAGAUCAUAAGUGGAGGAUUUGUCUAACAUAGUAAUAGGCAAGAAGUCCUAUGUAGAUUGGAAAUUAUCUGCUUGCUUUAGGCAAUGGUUUGUUUUACUCUAGACAUUAACAUAGGAAAAGCAGUGUCGUGCCUGUGACAUUUUUACUGCUAGGUAUUUUAGUUCAGACAGAGGAGAAUGCUAUUUAAUUCAAGUAAUUUUUUUUAUUUUAUAGGAAAACCAUUCCAUACGUGGAUUUCUAUCUGUGGUACAAGAAAACAAGUCAUAGGUUUUGUUCUUAAUGUGAAUAUUGCCUUUUCAGUAUCCACUCAAGUUGGAAUAUAUUUAUCACAUUGUAAUAUUAUAAUUCCCCUCUCAUGCUGCCGCGAAUCGAUAGUGCCCGUUAUGAACAAGAUGGUGCUCUGGUCCUGGACUCUUUGUUUGACAAACUGCUUGGCCGGCUGUAGUGAAAUAAUACGAUAUCAUUUCAUUUUAACUUUCAGCCAGAAAAAUCCUCAUGGUUUGGUGACUUGUGUGUAAAGUGUCCUGAUCUUACACGUUUAGAAGAGUCGCCUUUGCCAGUCAGGAUGCUUAACCUCUGGACCUAAGGAAGGUGUGCAGCAGUUCGGAAAGAGCUUGUGUUUGAGGGGAAUGUCCCAGGAAGCAGCUCUUAAGCCUUCCUUAUGGCCUUUGAGACCCCGUCGGAAAACGGGGUAUUGAGGCAGAGUGACCCCAAGUACUUUUGAUUCACUCCACACAGACCUGGCUCAGAGCACAGACGCAGGAUGACACUCUCACUGGUUGGCUAAUGAUGACAGAGCUUCUUUUAGGGACAGCAUGGAGAUGAGGGAGUAUGUGAAAAUGUACUGGAGAUAAUGGUUUCUUGGAGGAACUUGAGUCCCCGAGACUCUUGCCUACCUGUUAAGUGCCUUUACUCUCAGAACGUUGCCGAAGUGUGAGGCUUGGCACCUGUUACAUUUCCAAACUUCCCGAGUUUCUCGCUAGGUUACACUCCUAAACCUUAUCGGUGAGCGGCAUGGCCUUUUCUUUAACUUGAUUUAAGGUGAGAAGAGACGAAAUGUUCCCCGCUCUCCUGGAAACAGCUGUCUCAAAUAAGGUGGCAGAAUUUAAUUACUCAGCAUCCACCGUGCUUCAGCCCCUUUUUAUUAGAUCCUCUCCUUACGUUAGGUACAGUGCUCAGAUGCUGAAACAGCAGGGAGUCCGGGGAGCUCAUGGGCCACACAGGAAAUGACUAAGAGUGCCAUUCCUCGACCUGCCAACCUAACAUGCAAGGGCACAAGGCUUUGUAUCGCUGUCCUCUUCGUCUGUAACACACGCUGUGCACUUUUAUCCAAAACCUCUUAAGAAGCUGUCAGUGAACAUUCUGUCUUCCUGUUGGCAUGGAUCAUUUACCUUGCUGAUAGCUUUAAGAACACCUUACAUAAGGAGUCCCAUCUUCCGUGACAUAGGUCAUGCAACCAGAGAGAGAGAGAGAGAGAGAGAGAGAGAGAGAGAUCAGAGUUCUCGGACCAUUCAACUGCAGAUUUGGACUUUCUGCCCUCUCACAGAGAGCAAAUAAGGAAGUAUUAAAGCUUACCUCACCUCUCCACGUUGUUAUCAAAAGCCUGUGUAGACAUGUCUUGAAUGUCAUUGAAAGUGAUGUAAAUAGCUGAAAAAUAGAAAUUUCUAUUACAGUUUAAGAACUCUAAUGAACAGUCACUCGCCACUGUUGACGAUCUAUUUGUAUUCUUAUGCCUUUUCAAUAUAUCUGAACAAAUAUAUAGUUUCUGCCACUAUUUUUAUACUAGCAUCAAAGAGUUACUAUGUAAAUUAUGUUUUGCUGUGAAGUCAUCCAAAAACGACUGAAAUGUUGGUUUCUUUCCUUUCCUCACCCCACAUGAUAAACCAUUUCCAGUGAUCCUUCUUCGAGGGUGUCAUUCUCCAGAAGCACACACCCACCUGGCCCCGGGUCCCUGUGGAGUCAGACCUGGUCAGGGAAGGGGAGAACUCACCACUUUGCUGGUUCUCAUUUUGCAGUGCUGUAAAAAUAAAGGGAAUGAACGAGAA
Messenger RNA from Rattus norvegicus (Norway rat), 6659 nucleotides. It is a transcript of the gene Pde5a, whose product is annotated as phosphodiesterase 5A. NCBI's taxonomy places the organism in Eukaryota, Metazoa, Chordata, Mammalia, Rodentia, Muridae. The record is from RefSeq and is a predicted model, not a curated record. Gene Ontology annotation, molecular function: 3',5'-cyclic-nucleotide phosphodiesterase activity; phosphoric diester hydrolase activity; 3',5'-cyclic-GMP phosphodiesterase activity. Gene Ontology annotation, biological process: signal transduction; regulation of heart contraction; cGMP catabolic process.